Molecule: messenger RNA, 2980 nt
Organism: Ochotona curzoniae (black-lipped pika)
Lineage: Eukaryota; Metazoa; Chordata; Mammalia; Lagomorpha; Ochotonidae
Gene: GOSR2
Product: golgi SNAP receptor complex member 2
Exons: 6
Coding region: 75-713 (212 amino acids)
Biological process (GO): intra-Golgi vesicle-mediated transport; vesicle fusion
Cellular component (GO): SNARE complex; late endosome membrane; Golgi apparatus
Molecular function (GO): SNAP receptor activity; SNARE binding
Source: RefSeq, a predicted model, not a curated record
CAGGAAGUCGGAAGGGGUGGUGGUGAGGACGUGUUCCCCGGACGCCGGAGGGUGAGGCCGGCGGGGCCGGCGACAUGGAGCCGCUCUACCAGCAAACGCACAAGCAGGUCCACGAGAUCCAGUCUCACAUGGGACGCCUGGAGACAGCCGACAAGCAGGCCCUGCACCUAGUAGAAAAUGAAAUCCAGGCCAGCAUAGACCAGGUGUUCAGCCGUCUCGAGCGCCUGGAGAUCCUGUCCAGCAAGGAGCCUCCGAACAAGAGACAGAACGCCAAACUUCGUGUCGACCAGUUGAAAUAUGAUGUCCAGCACCUGCAGACUGCUCUCCGAAACUUCCAGCAUCGGCGCUAUGCGAGGGAGCAGCAGGAGAGACAGCGAGAAGAACUGCUGUCUCGUACCUUCACCACUAACGACUCUGACACCACCAUACCGAUGGACGAAUCCCUGCAGUUUAACUCCUCCCUCCAGAAAAUCCACCAUGGCAUGGACGACCUCAUUGGAGGCGGGCACAGCAUUCUAGACGGCCUGAGGGCCCAGAGGCUGACCUUGAAGGGCACCCAGAAGAAGAUCCUCGACAUUGCCAACAUGCUGGGCUUGUCCAACACGGUGAUGCGACUGAUCGAGAAGCGGGCCUUCCAGGACAAGUACUUCAUGCUCGGCGGCAUGCUGCUCACUUGCGUGCUCAUGUUCCUAGUGGUGCAGUACCUCACCUGAGCCAGCUGGGCCCGACAGGACAGUGUUCCACUGCAGGAGAGUGUGAGUGUGUGUGGUGGGGGGAAGCCUGAGCCGCCCUUCAGCGUGUAUGCCUGCCUUAACUGUGAAGACACUCGGGAGUGACUGUGCCACUUCCGUCCUGCCCUGUGCCGGAGGGAGCCCAGUGUCGCCAGGAUGCUCAGUGCUGGAGGGGGUGGAAGAAGUCUGUUGUGGCACGCGCUCUCACUAGGGGAAAAGAGUGGCUCUGGGGGCUUUGUUCACACAGCUGACGGGCACCCUGGGAAGAUUUCCGCGGCGGGCCUUGCCCGUGGGCCUGUCCACACCUUGUCAUCCUCCAACCUUUCCAGCUACUGAGGCAUAGGCUGGCACCAAAGUGACAAGGGGAGGAAAGAAGCCACCUUUUCCUACCCCGUAAUAGCUCCUAGCCACCUCCCUCCCUCAAAGUGACACAUCCGUUUAACACUCGCGUCCCUCGCUGGACACAGCCACCGAAGGGAAGCUGCUGAUGAGUAAUAGACUUCCCACACUGCAGUGCUGGAUGUCUCCCUUCUCGGGUGAGGCCCACCUCAACCUGGCCUGAGGCCCAGGCACCAUCUCCUGACCAGUCAGCCCUUGAGGGUCAGAAACCACAGUGUGGCAGCUGUGCCCAGGCCCUGGGGGGCUCUGUGCCUUAGGAAGCAGCGGAGCACGAGUUGCCACCUGCAGCCUCAUCUUCCACCUGGGCGCACCUGCUUCUCUGGCUCUGUGUCCUGGGAACUACCAGGCAGGCUCCUGUUGUGCUCACAGUGAGGGCAGAAGCCCCCUGCCAUCACUCUGGUGUGUGUGUCCUAGACAUAUUUUCAGGGACCAGGACCUUGUUUCUUCUCAGACCAGCCCUGGGUUAAGGGUCUGCCAGUACCCGGUGGAUGGUGGAAUCUCACUAUGAAGUCAAUCUGUCUUGAAGUCUGGCUCAUGUGAUGAGCCACUGAAAGUGCCAGGAAGACCUGGCUGGCAUAUGUGUUCCUCUGUCACAGGCCCUUCUGGGCCCAGAACACUCUGAAUGCCCCAGAAGAACUGGAAGCCCAGACGCUGUUGGCCGCACCUGGCAUUGUCUGCCCACCAGCUGGGUCCCUGGGUUGUGUGCUGCCCCCCUUGAUCAUCUCCUGUGGUCGCCAGAGCGUGUUGAUCUCUUCAGGUCCAUCUGGGGCACAGCUCCCCUUCUGGGGAAUUUUCUUAAUUGUCCCAGAUUUGUGACAAGUGUUUCCUGGGCACCAAUUCCACACUUCUGGUCAAUUGGGAUCUCCAUUGCUUCCACCCUCUAGGCCCAGAUUGGGGCCCUAGGAGUCUAAGGAAGGACCCUGACCCCUCUGAGAAGGAAUAAAGACUCUGCCAGGCUGGGGACAGUAACUUGAGGGGCCAGCGGGAGGUGCAGCAUCAGCUUUAGGGAGGCACAGUCUGAGGCUGCCUCCGUCAGCAGCCCUGCUGUUCCAGGGGCCUCACCCAGGCUCUCGGCCAUCACCACUGACAGGUGCCUGAGGAUUCCAGGAAACAGUGACAGUAUGUGAGGAACACUUGAGCCAUUAGGACUUGAACUCUUGGAGGCAGAAACCCCACCUCCACUGGCAGCGGGGACACCUUCUUUGUGGGGUAUGCCCAUGUUCAGAGCAACUUCUGACUUUGGAAUAAAUUGUGGAGGUGGUUUGUGGUCUUUCCUGUAUGGCUAGGGAACAGCCUCGAAUAAGUCUAGAGACCCUGAGGUACUGAGACUGUUUCAUUGUGCACCCACCUUCCUUGGCAUCGACUUUCAGUGCCCUGUAAAGAGAGUGGUCAGUGCAGUCUUCCACAACUCUGUGAGCAGGGAGGAUCCUGGCCGGGGACGGAGCUCCCCCUAGUGAAGUUGAGGUGAACUGCAGCGUGGUGCUGGUGGGAGAAAAUGGGGGUGUUUCCUCCAUGGGUGGGGACCUUCACUUUGGGCCUUUCCUCCUGAAGCGUUUUACUCUGUUGAGUUUCAAUGGGUUUAAUUCGCAGACUUGGCUUUACACUCAAUUGUUUUUGCAGCACAUUAGCUAAAUAAAGUUGAGCUUUAUUUUACUUAGAAAUUUAAUUCUGUAAAGGAAUUUGAUGUUCACUGUAAGAACUAAUGACCCCUGUUGGUAUGUUUCUAGGCCAGAGAUUCUCAAAUGCUGUUCUAUGGCCAGGGCUGGCCACCUCAAAAGCAGCCAUGAAACGUAAAGUUAAUGUUCUUGGGGCCUGCCCCAAACCUGAAUUAAAACAUUUUUCUAAGUCUU